CAAUUAUUAAACAAAUCAAUAAAGUAUCCUAUCGCAAUAUCUUAACUAAUAAACGUAAAAUAUUAAUAUAAAUUUACCUCGCUAUUUUAUAAACAACCAAUAAUGCCAAUAAUAUUGUUAAGCUUAUUAUUGGUGCCUUAUUCGUUGCAAGUAAUACGCUUUCUACUGCUGCUAGGGUCUCUAAUAUAUCCGGUACAAAAUAUGUUGCUAAUCUGAUCCAGUAGGCGAUCGCGCGCGGACUCUCGACUGAUCCAGAAGACGGAGAGGACGUCCCCGAAGAGAAGGAAGGCGAUAAGACAGAGGAGGGCGGGACCGCGACUGCUCCGAAGCCUGUAUCCGUAGUCGACGAUCUACCUAGAACGGACCUUCCUGAAUGGAUUACGGAAAUUGACAUGGAUCUCAAUGAUCUCGCUUUUGCGAUUAGCGUGAGUCCUGUCGAAAUAUGCGCCUAUGUGGCAGUACUCGCUUAUGCGAUCGCGAAACAGCCACGAGCCGAUAAUAUUGACGCGUUCAAUCUUCGACGCCGCUCGGCGAUACAGAGCGUAAUCACCAGCGGAUCACUCCAGAUCUUUGUUGACGAUUCGCCGUACCUAUCCCUCGAGACGUUGACCAAAGUGCACAAUGCUUUCAAUCUCAAUAUUCUCGAUCGCGCCAUCGUACUCAAUUCGAUCGUUUUGCGUGAUACUGCUCUCAUCUCAGGAAAAACUAGGGCAUUUUAUAUGAUUUUCCGUCUUUGCGCCGGGACUUCUUUGAAUCCGCUCAUGCUCAUCGUACGAUAUGCGCGAAAAUAUCCUCACUUCUACGAUGCAUUCCCGGAGUUGCAGACAGAGUAUUAUGCAGCGAACGACGCAGUGGUCAAAUUCUACGAGGUUAACGAAAAAAUUCGCAUGUAUAUGAAGCUCAUAUUCGGGAACGCUUAUAUUCCGAUCGACCGAAAGGAUAUAGAGAAUUUACUUGGAUGCGCGGUCUUCACUCUUGCCCAGACGGAAGCUACUCUGUCGAACUAUAGCGGAGGUAUGUUGAGCGCCAAUCAUCGACAACGACUAAUCGAUCUUCUUCAGGUGGCCGAGAUUCAAGAAGAAGAAGUUCCCGAGGAAAUGAACGAGACCACCAACGCGAACUAAGACACACCGGAACAGAGACGUACGAAAGAGGUAGAUCGUAUUAUUAAAUAAAAAAAAAAAAAAAAAAAAAAAAAAAAAAAAAAAAAA
This is a messenger RNA of Daldinia decipiens, 1211 nucleotides long. RefSeq lists its product as uncharacterized. The coding region runs from base 393 to 1124 and encodes 243 amino acids. The record is from RefSeq and is a predicted model, not a curated record. The transcript has a single exon. NCBI's taxonomy places the organism in Eukaryota, Fungi, Ascomycota, Sordariomycetes, Xylariales, Hypoxylaceae.